AUGGUUACAAAACUUGGUUUGUCAACCAAAUUUCAUCCAUAUCCUUAUAGCAUCGAAGUUGAAGAUGAUGAUGUUUUAGAGAUAACUCGCCAAUGCCUAGUAUCUUUUUCUAUUGGUAAGAUCUAUAAAGACCAGAUUUGGUGUGACGUAGUGAAUAUGGAUGCUUGUCAGUUAUUACUUGGAAGACCAUGGGUGUUUGAUAGAUGUGCUAAAUAUGAUAAAUACCUUAAUACCUAUUCUUUUACAAAGGAUGAACGUAAGAUUAUUUUAGUACCAUUGAAUCCAGAAGAAAUUCCUAAAAAUAUGAAGCUCAAUGAUGAUUCUUUUCUGACCAAAUUACAAAUAAUUGGUUCAAUCAAUAAAAAAAAGCCUUUGAACAUUGGUCCAAUCAAGGAGGAGGAGCAUGAAGGGGAUCUCCAAGUUGAGGAUUUAGCUCCAAAGUUUGAUGAUGAUCCAUUGGAGCAUCCCAUAUGUGAGAUUAACUUUUCACCUAAUAGAGAUGUUCAACAUAAUAUUAAUUUAAUUGUUGACUCUAUCCUUCCAAACGAGGCAACAAAUUGCAUUAAUCCAGAAGUCCGUGAAUUUUUGCAAAUACGAGAGGAAGGGUUGCUUAAAAAGGAGUACAUAAUGGAGGGUUUGAAUUCAUAUUUUGUUCCAAUUUUUUUCUUGCCCCAAAGGAUGAAUAUUUUCAAGAAUAUGUUGGUACAAGAGAUCUCAAAACAAAUUCCAACAAUGGAUAUGAUCUAG
This is a messenger RNA of Nicotiana tabacum (common tobacco), 747 nucleotides long. The record is from RefSeq and is a predicted model, not a curated record. Lineage: Eukaryota; Viridiplantae; Streptophyta; Magnoliopsida; Solanales; Solanaceae.